Mucor mucedo is the source of this 2165-nucleotide messenger RNA. Its product is annotated as armadillo-type protein. Lineage: Eukaryota; Fungi; Mucoromycota; Mucoromycetes; Mucorales; Mucoraceae. The record is from RefSeq and is a predicted model, not a curated record. Gene Ontology annotation, biological process: NLS-bearing protein import into nucleus. Gene Ontology annotation, cellular component: nucleus. The transcript is spliced from 9 exons. Gene Ontology annotation, molecular function: nuclear import signal receptor activity; protein binding. Bases 167 to 1915 code for a protein of 582 amino acids.
AAAAAUAUACCUGUUUUAUCGCGUAGUAUAAAAAUUAUUUUUUUGUGAAAGACCCUAUUUGUCUAUUAUUAUUUUUUCUCAAUACUUUUUUCAAAUAUCCUGAUCGUUAGUCCAACUUAUACAAGCAGCUAGAUUACCACUACCACUACUACACAACAAGAAACGAAUGACAAUUGAUACGUUCGACCCUGAAGACGCUUUGCUGGAUAUUAGUCGCAAACUAUCUAAUGUCAGCAUUCACAAGCUACCUACCAAUGGCAGUGUUGAGAAAGAAGCGUUACCUACAAUCAAGUAUCUGCUCUUUUCCUCAGACAGAGAUCAAAUCAAGCAAAGUAUCCGAUUGUUGCGUAGAUACUUGACACAAGGACAUAGUGAUGAAAAUAGCGUCAGUGAUUUAUUAGAGCUAGGUAUUCUACCACGUAUAAAGGAACUGAUGGAAGCUGAUUUUGGGAACGUGAUAAAGUUUGAAGCUGCUUGGAUUGUCACCAAUGUUGCUGCUGGUACUACAGAACAGACACAAGCUAUAAUUAAGGAAGGCUUUGUCGAUCUAUUACUUCAAUGCAUGAGCGACAAGAAAUCUAAGUUAGAUUUAAAGGCACAAGCUGCUUGGGCUCUCGGAAACGUUGCUGGAGAAUCUGCUUCUUAUCGCGAAGAACUGAUGUCUAAAGGGUUCACACAUUCCAUAGUCAAUGUGCUUAACUCUGUCUAUGAUGAGAUUUAUGAUGAGGCAGUUGACAAUCAACAAUACAAUGGUAAAAUGGUCUUUUCUGGUGAAGAAUUUUAUUCAAAUAUCGAAGCACUGUUAUGGGCCUUGUCCAAUAUGUGUCGUGGUGGUUUCCGCGUUGCUGAAUUCUACCCAAGCUAUUUACCAAUGUUCGAUGUGUUCUCAAAAUAUAUUGUGUUUAACUUUCCCAAAAUAGAAAUUGAAGUAUGCUGGGGUUUGUCGCGUAUCUUGUAUAAUAUGCAUGAUGUGUUGGAAUUCCAUAACGCCAUGGUUUUGACCGAUGAUUUAUGCGAGAGACUAACUGAACUUUUACGUAUCGGUACUCCCAAAGUAGUUGUUCCAGCUAUUCGAUCUAUUGUGAACAUCACUUCCGGUCCCAACAGCAGUGUUGCUGGACUAUUACGUACACAAUUGUUGGAAAGUAUUACUCGACUCUUAGACCCCAUUGCUCCUAAUGAAAUCCGUAAAGAUGCAUACUUGGUUGUGUCUAAUUUGGCAGCUGGAAACGAUGAGAUGAUUAAAUAUGUUGUGGAUCAUAAGGUCGUGAUGGGAAAUGUUGUGGCCCAUAUCACUGUGCCUGGACAUACCUACAACUCAGAUUCUAAUGAAUGGACGCCCAAUUUGUGCAAUGCCUAUUAUUAUAGAGAAGAUGAAUGGAAAGUUACAAAAGAAGCCUUAUGGAUUAUUUGUAAUAUCAUUUCUCUUGGUAGCGAUUCUGCGGUCUGGGAUUUACUCCAUGAGAAUUCAAGUUUACCACGCACAUUAUCAGCUGUAUUGGCUUACCCGGAACUGCCGCUGGAGAUAUGCGAAAAGACAGUUGAAUCACUUAUCAGUUUAAUUCAAAGGUCUAAUAAGUGGAUCGAUGUACGCUUUCCCAAUGGAAAGAACCCAUUUGUUCGAAUCAUCAUUGACCAGGAUGUUCAUGAGGCACUUCCCCAUAUCGAAGAAAUGCAUCCCAGAAACACGAAUUUGCAUGAUAUGUGUCUUAAAUUAGACAAACUGUUACUUGCAUCGGAAGAAGAUGUAAUCAAAACUGUCAACAUAUCCGAUAUUGCUGGUAUGGCUAGUGCUUUUGGUUUACCUACCAUUGUUGAAAUUAAAUCCAAAAGCAACAAAAGAAGAGUCAUUCGUGGUCGUGAAGAUGGUGAUAUUAGACUAAUCGAAAAUGCAGUCGGCAAUUUGUGUAUUUGAGAAAUAAAUUAAGUUUUUUAAGCCACAGCAUUCAUUGAAGGUUUUCUUUUUUUUUUACACCCCCUUCUACUCCCUUAUUUCCCUUACAUUCAUUUGGCAUGUCAAAACCUGUCUCUUCUCUAUUGCAACGUCUGUCUUCAACCUACAAAACAAGAAGAUUCCCUUGGAAGAAACAUGCUCUCAUCGGUUACGAUUUAAACGGCAACGAAUAUUGGGACUGCCCCAACCCUUUAGGUAAACACAACGCGCU